This is a messenger RNA of Sabethes cyaneus, 1359 nucleotides long. Its product is annotated as lachesin-like. NCBI's taxonomy places the organism in Eukaryota, Metazoa, Arthropoda, Insecta, Diptera, Culicidae. The record is from RefSeq and is a predicted model, not a curated record. The transcript is spliced from 11 exons. The coding region runs from base 1 to 1359 and encodes 452 amino acids. Gene Ontology annotation, cellular component: neuron projection.
AUGAAAGCAUCAAAAUCGAGUGCAAUGCUGCUUGCAAGUGUUUUACUGAUUUUAAAUGGAUUUCUCAUCAGAAGCACGCACAGCGAAGAAGAAGAAAUUGCUGAGGAAAACAAUGCAUAUUUUCUGGACAGAGAUUUGCCCAAGUUUGGUGAGCCUAUUCAAAAUCUAACGGUGGCACUAGGGCGUGAAGCGGUUUUGAUCUGCGUGAUUGAUAAUCUCCAAACGUACAAGGUCGCUUGGCUAAGAGUCGACACCCAGACGAUUCUGACGAUACAGACGCAUGUGAUCACCAAAAAUCACCGGAUGACGAUAACUCACGUAGAGGGACGCAAAUGGGUGCUUCGAAUAAAAGAUGUCAAAGAGUCCGACAAAGGUUGGUACAUGUGCCAAGUUAAUACAGAUCCUAUGCGGAACCAGAUUGGAUUCUUAAACGUUGUUGUGCCGCCGAACAUCUUGGACUAUCCUACCAGCACGGAUAUGGUGGUUCGAGAGGGCAGCAACGUGACACUAAAAUGUGCUGCGUCCGGUUCACCGCAGCCGUCGAUUAUAUGGCGACGGGAGGGAAACGAACCGAUUAGUUCUGGAGCGUCCAGUUUAAACACGUCGGUAUUUUCAAUCGCCCGGGUUAAUCGAUUGAACAUGGGUGCCUAUCUUUGUAUCGCUUCCAACGGCAUACCGCCAUCGGUCAGCAAACGGGUGAUGCUUAUAGUGCACUUUCCUCCCAUGAUUUGGAUACAGGAUCAGCUAGUGGGUGCCGCGUUGGGCCAAAAAUUGACACUCGAGUGCAAUUCCGAAGCGUUUCCCAGAUCAAUCAACUACUGGAUGAAGAACGAAACAAUCAUAACGCAAGGCAAACGGUUCGAGCCAUCGACGCAUGAAGCCAGCAAUUACAAGGUGGUGAUGAAGCUGACGAUAAAAGAGGUGGACAUCAGUGAUUUUGGCACCUACAAAUGUGUGGUCAAAAACUCCCUCGGCGAGACUGACGGGUCAAUCAAAGUGUAUCAUAUUCCUUCGACUACAACAACACCUACCAGUCCGCCAACUACUACAACGCUACCUACCACAACAGAAGCUUUUUACCGCAAAAAUUAUAAAAAUAAAGUCUACCGACCCCUAGAUGAAUACUCGUCUUCAUCCAACAAAAUUCUUGUGGGCGAUAGUGGCGAGUUGUGGAAUAUAGAACUAUCAAAAGAUAAAGACCGCUACAGGGAAAAUUCCGCCGCCAAUCUCGAAGACCAACGUGAAAAGGAAGCUUUCGUUGAUAACGAGACCAAAUCGAGCACCAGCUCACGGCGGCACACGGAACUGAUGGACUUGAAUCUACUCUUCGCGUUGCUUAUGAUCUUUCACCUGAGGUGA